Messenger RNA from Ctenocephalides felis (cat flea), 1584 nucleotides. RefSeq lists its product as uncharacterized. The coding region runs from base 1 to 1584 and encodes 527 amino acids. The record is from RefSeq and is a predicted model, not a curated record. The transcript has a single exon. NCBI's taxonomy places the organism in Eukaryota, Metazoa, Arthropoda, Insecta, Siphonaptera, Pulicidae.
AUGGCGGAACUUAAAGCGAAGGGUGGAUUCAUUAAAUCCAAAUUGACGCGAGUGCAAAAUUUUGUAAAUUCAUUAGAUUCCACAAUACUAGAUGAAAAUAUAAUUAUUGAAUUAAAUACCAGACUCGAAAAGAUAUUACCAAUUAUUGAUGAAUUUGAAACGAUACAAUAUGAAAUUGAAUUAAUUGAGGGUGUAUCAGAAAGCGAUAAGGAAUCUUUCGAAAGUGAUUAUUAUAGAACAAUAGCUAAAUUAAAAUUUAUAAUUCAAAAUUUCAAUGACACGAAAAAAUGCAAAGACGAUCAGCAAACAAUAGGGCCGUCUAGCAUUGAUUCGUAUACGAAUAUCAAAAAUAUUAAAUUACCAACAAUUAAACUUCCCACGUUUGAUGGAAGUUACGAUAAAUGGUUAGAAUUUCAUGAUUCAUUUAACGCUUUGGUGCAUAGCGACAAUACUUUAAGCAAAAUUCAAAAAUUUUAUUAUUUAAAAUCAUCAUUAGAAAAAGAUGCCAAAAAUAGCAUUGCAGCUAUAGAUGCAUCCGAUUCUAAUUAUGAUAUAGCAUGGAAAAUUUUAAAAGACAGGUUUGAAAAUAAACGGUUAAUCAUACAUAAUCAUAUAAAGGCAAUUUUUGAUAGUCCGAAAUGUAGUCGCGAAUCUCAUACAGAAUUAAGAACGUUAUUAGAAACGACUUCUAGGCAUCUACGCUCAUUAGAGUCAUUAGGCGAACCCACAGAUAAAUGGGACACAAUUAUUAUAUUUAUAUUCACAAAUAAAUUCGAUACGCGUACGUUACGGGAUUGGGAAUCCUUUACCUGUAGCAAAGAAAAGCCGACGUUGACAGAUAUUAAUAAUUUUAUUAAACAAAAAUGUGAUAUGUUAGAAAAGUUAUCCACAAAUAUUAGUAGUAAACCUUUUCCUAAUAAUAUUAAUAAAUCUUUGGCUCAACACAUAAAAUACAAGAGCACAAAUAAUAAUCAUAAUUCAUCAAUUAAUUAUCUGUCAACAGGGCGGCAAACUUCCUAUUUAUGUGAAGAAAAUCACUCUUUAUAUUACUGCAAGCAAUUUAAAGCGCUAUCUAUUAAAGAUAGGAUAAGUAGAAUCAAAGAAUUGAAUUUAUGUAUAAAUUGUUUCAAGCGAGGGCAUAAGGUAGACGUUUGUUUGGCAUUUCCGUGUAAAAUAUGCAAAAUGAAACAUAAUACAUUGGUUCAUUUUGAAGAGACUAAUACAAUUCCUAGCACAUCGGGUUCAAAUAUGACGGUUGCUAAUUAUUCGACAAAAAAUAUUAAUACAAAAUUACAGCCACAAGUAAUUUUAGCAACAGCUGUUAUAAAAGUAGAAAGCUCGAGCGGGGAGUUCAUAGAAUGUCGGUGUCUUUUAGAUUGCGGGGCACAAAGUAAUUUUAUUACGGCAGAUACCUGCAAAAGGCAGGAGGCAUUAAAUCAAGCUAAGACUUUGCAUAAUUCAGCCAGCAUGAAGUUGCCGGCGAAGACUGAUAUCAAGCUGUCAAGCAUUUCAGAUGUCAAGAGCGCGUCGGCCAUUUUGUUCAUUUUUAUAUCAGCGUUGUGUCGGCGUAUGGUUUUUUAUUAA